This is a messenger RNA of Eleginops maclovinus (Patagonian blennie), 5739 nucleotides long. It is a transcript of the gene snx29, whose product is annotated as sorting nexin 29. Bases 365 to 2896 code for a protein of 843 amino acids. NCBI's taxonomy places the organism in Eukaryota, Metazoa, Chordata, Actinopteri, Perciformes, Eleginopidae. The transcript has 21 exons. Gene Ontology annotation, molecular function: phosphatidylinositol binding. The record is from RefSeq and is a predicted model, not a curated record.
UUUCCCUUUUUUCGCAGUGCCAUAGACUGCUAACUGAGAAACAGCUAGUUUCUCUUUUAGACAAACACCUCUCUUUUUGACAGGUUGUUUAAUGGAUAAGAAACUCGACUCCCGCGUUUGCGUUUCACAUUUUGUCGGCUUCCCGGGCUUUCUACAACUCUUUCAUGUCAGCUUGUGGUAGACUCCCGGCAGGCCUCUCUGUUCACCGGGGGAGCAUCAGUACUCACGCCGCCCUAGGGUGCUUGCCGCUCGGCCACUGAGGCAGCAUGGGCCCGGUGUAUCGCUAGCCUCUGGAUAAAAGCUGGCAAAUUUAGGGGAAGUGUUUUAGCUUGGAUGCUUCUGCUACCGGUGACUGGCUGUCACAAUGAACGGCCCUCAGCAGAGCGACUCUAAGAGGCAGCACCUCCUGGAGAGGCUGCUGGACGCUGUCAAACAGUGCCAGAUCAGAUUUGGAGGAAGGAAGGAGAUCGCCACAGACUCAGACAGCAGGGUGAUCUGUCUGUGUGCUCAGUUCGAGGCGGUGCUGCAGCACGGUCUGAGGAAGACUCGGGGUCUGGCUCUCACCGCCGCCGCUCUGAAGCAGGCCGCGGGAUUCAGCACCAAGACUGAAGCAGAGUUGACAUUCUGGUUCUAUGUGAAGGAGCAUCUGAACCGCCACGAGCAGCAGCGCUUCUACUCGCUGCGUCAGAUCUCCUCGGAGCUGGGCCGCGGCCGGGCCUGGCUGCGCUGCGCUCUGAACGAACACUCGCUGGAGAGAUACCUGCACACACUGCUGUCUGAGCGGCCCCGCCUCGGGACUUAUUAUGAAGACUGGGCUUUUAUUCUGGAUGAGGAGAGAGCCAGCAUGCUCCCCACCAUGGCUGCAGGUCUGAACUCCAUCCUGUUCGCCAUUAACAUCGACAACACGGACCUGAAUGGGGGGGUGGCGCGGGCCGGCGGCUCCACGGUGACAGACCUCCUGAAGGAGUCGACGCAGGGUAUCGGCAGCCUGUGGAAGGAGUCGACUCAGGGGGUGAGCAGCCUGCUGAGGGAGAUCAGCACCGCCACCGCCGUGGUGCCAGGCUUCACCCCCCGGGGAGAGGGGGCCUCCGACCCGCUGCCUGUCCUCCCCCGCAGCAGCUCUGCUGACUCGGGGCUGAGGAAGGAGCGGCGGAGGAAAAAGAAAAUCACCAACAUCAUUUCCUUUGAUGACGAUCUGGACGUAGGAGCGGAGGAUGAGGAGGAGGGAGAGGAAGACCUCCAGAAGCUGAGCGACAUGAGGAAGAGCCUCACCGCUCUGGCUCAGAGCAGCGUGGAGGAAGGCGUGGAUCCUUUAGAGCCCGAGUUCUCCGAGUCCCGGACCCAGAAUGGCCUCUCUGAGCCGGGUAUAGUCAGCUGGGUGGGGUCCCCUCAUCCCUGCCGCACCCCACCACCCACUGCCUCACCUCCUCUGCCCGACAGAAAGAGUAUAGACAACGAAGAGGAGGAGGAGGAGGAGGAAGAAGAGGAAGAGGAGGAGAUGUACAAACCCAGAGCACAGUCCCAGGAGGAGGAGAGGAGGAGCUCUGAUCAGCUGGUGGUGGGCAGCCUGUCCAGUGUGUCCACAUGGAGCCCCCUGCAGGUGAAGAAGACGCAGCCAAUCAGCGCCGACAUCCUCAUCCCUCUGAACCCUGCACACUCUCAGACAGUGAGUCCCGUGGAGGACUCGGCUGCGUUUCCUGCGCAGAAUGAGUCAGCAGGACUGGUGGGAAACUGUGAGAGCGACAGACCGCUGCUAUCGUUCAACAUGGAGUCCAGCCCACCGCAGCAGUCUGCUCCUCUCUCCAGCAUGAUGCCAACAUCCAGCCUGCCAGAGUCGAUGACAGUCGUGGAGCUGCGUCAGGCCAUCGUCGCCAUGAUGAACAGGAAGGACGAGCUGGAGGAACAAAACACGUCUCUGCGCAGUCUGCUGGACGGGGAGAUGGAGCACUCGGCCAGCCUCAGGCAGGAAACCGAUCUGCUGAAGAAGAAGCUCUCAGAGCUGGAGGAGAGACACAGCGCCAAGGUCCAGGCGCUCGCCAGGGAGAACGAGGUCCUGAAGGUCCAGUUGAAGAAGUACGUGGGGGCGGUGCAGAUGCUGAAGAGAGAGGGCAGCCAGGGCAAUGAUGCUCUGUCGGUGUUGCAGUCGAGUGAAGAGCAGGCCCCCGUAACGCAGAAUAAAUCCAUGGGGGACAUCGAGGAGCUGGCCGCCAGCUACGAACGCAAACUCAUAGAGGUGGCCGAGAUGCACGGUGAGCUGAUAGAGUUUAAUGAGCGCCUGUACCGUUCCCUCAUGUCCAAAGACCACCUCAUUGUCCAGAUGAGACAGGAACUCAUUGACCUGAGAGGCCCGGUUCCAGGUGAUUUAAGCCAGACGUCAGAUGACCCCAGCCUGUCAGAUUUUGAGACGGCUCAUCGUGCUCUCAUCAACGUGUGGAUCCCCUCUGUGUUCCUGCAGGGCCGAGCUGCAAACGCCUACCACGUCUACCAGGUGUACAUCCGGAUCCUGGACAACGAGUGGAACGUGUACCGGCGUUACACCGAGUUCAGAGAGCUCCACAACCACCUGAGGACCCAGUUUCCACAGGUGGACACCUUCAGCUUCCCCCCGAAGAAAGCCAUAGGGAACAAGGAUGCCAAGUUUGUGGAGGAGAGAAGGAAGCAGCUGCAGGGCUACCUUCGCAUGGUGAUGAACAAACUGAUCCAGACGCUGCCGGAGUUCACAGCCCGGCCCACCAAAGAGACCCUGCUGUCUCUGCUGCCUUUCUGUCUAGACACGCCACAGGCCAACGACGGCGGAGCCAAGACGCCUCGCUCCAAAACGUCUUCCCGCUUCCCCAGACUGGGUCGCAGCCGCAACCAUGAGACCAGGACCGAUCCCCAGAGUGGAGACCUUUAACCCCCCGGAGCCUGAGGACUAUUUAUUUGUCUCUGUAUAGAUGAGAGCAGUGCUGCGUCACUACGGCCAGUAAGAUCUGUGGCUUCAGGCUCCACAGAGAGGACGAAAAGCCUUAUCAAUAAGACCCAGUUAGUCAAUACGUCUGAGGAAAACACCUAAUCACAGAACCAUUAUGAUCCCCUAUUCUUUCAAAUUAAACCAUAAAUCGACGUGUUCAUCGAUCUCAAAGGACAUUGUGUAAUUGCCUGACUGACCAUCAUAUUUGGGCUCCAUGAAGGAACGAAAAUGUACAGUUCUCUUAAUUUCUUGAUUGGAUUGACUUCAGAAUCUGUAUUUACCGCCAGUCAAGCGACAGCCAAUGUUUUCACCCAAAAAGGGGCGCGGCUAAAUGGGUUGCUGUCUAUCGAUAGGCUGAUGACGACGUUUCCUAUGUGGACAUUAACGAUGCCUAACGGACCUUCAAAGUGUUACUCAUCAAAGCCUCUCUAUGAGAUAAAUGUAUGUGCAUCGCCUGGGUGAGUGUGGGAUGAAUGACCAGCCUCCUACACACGGACCCAAUCCUACAGCACCUCUUACCUCACUGAGAGACAAAGACUCUGCACAUGAACUAACCGGGACGGCUCAUCUCAAACACACUGAGGAGACAGAAAUGUAGUUUUCUUUUCUACGUUUUUUUUUAAGUGGAAGUGUUACAGUCUCAGUGCCUGCAUUGCUUUGUAGCUGCUGUCCUGGUAGGUAGAGAGGCGGGUAUAUUAAAGUAUUAUCCUGGGAAAUGAAUGUUGUUUUUCAGCGUUAUGGUGCCAUUACAUUACAGACGAUGAUUCACUGUCUCUGGCGUGGACCACGAGGAAGUCCUUGUUCCUCUUUCUCUUUAUUACAGAUACUCUGAAAGUGUAACAUAUCUGAAUGUGUCCAGGGGUGCAGCACUGACUAAAACAUCUUUUAAAAUUCCACAUAAUGAGCGUUUUAAUAUGUCAGGGUUAAGCACCACUGAUAUAACCAACCUCUCUCUGGGACUGUACCAAAAAUUGUUGGGGUGAAGAAGAAGGGGGGUUUAAUCUUAAUCAGGGUUAUCAAUAUUUUAUUUGGACCCUGGAAAAGUGCAUCUCCAACACCCUGUCCCUAUUACAAAAUAAAAGAGGCACGGAAUUAAAUUAUUAAAAUCCUAAACUGAGAGGAUGUAACUUAAGGCUUACUAAAUGAAUGUGGAAUUAGACAUCUUUAUUAGUUAUUUGCAUUUAUAACUUCUAUCCAAAAUGUGAUUAAUUUGCAGUAAAAAAGCGGUUACAUUUCACCUAUUGGCUAGCACUCCAACACAGUACGUUAUAGGCGAAGGGGCGGGACAUCUCUAAGCUGUUGACCAAUCACAACAGAGCCGGCCAGCUAACCAACCAGAGCAGACUGGGCUCUGGUUUCAGUCAGAGGGUGAAAAGAAGGGGACGCAUGGAGACAAAAUACUAAUAUCAAGCUGAAAAUGUGCAUAGUAUAUUGUCCUUAAACAAAACUAAACUCCUUUUCAACCUUGAAAUAAAGACAGCAUCCUCCCUUGACCUUUCAAAAUAAAAGCCCUUACAUAUUUAAUAUUCUAAGGCAAAUUACUGAGUCAUUUUUUCAUCCCACCCCAAUUAAUUUUUGGUGAGUCCCUUAUUGAUAAAGUUAAUUAAAGGCCAUCAUUACGCUGUUUCCUAUCUGUUGAAUAUUUGCAGACACCUGCCGUCAUGUGUCUGAUCAUUCUGUGUGUGUUUUUUGAGCAGAAAGAAAGGGAGACAUUACAACACAAGGGUAAGCUGUGUUUCAGUCGGUUUACAAUCAUCCCCACGAUGCUGUUCUUCAUCAGAUGUUUAAAGAAUGUUAUACUAAUGUGUCUUAGCAGGACUUAAUGCAGCGUAAUGUUGCAAAUAAAUGUUUUAAUGAGGACUAAACACUUGAAGGAAAGCUGCUUGUUAGAGUGCAACGGGAAAAGGCUGCUGCGCAUCAAGUGUGUGUAAAACAGAAGCUCAUGCAUAUGUAGGGAUUACCCGGGAGUAGACUGUGUUCAAACGAGGACUGAUUGUGUCGGAAGGGUGUCGGAAAACUUGAAUCAAAGGGUCGACGUGCAGAAUGGUAAACACCGUUCACCGUCUAUAAGGGGAGGGGAACAAACAAGGCGUGUGGGUUUUAAUCAAGUUGUUAUUCUCACACAGAAGUGACCCUCACAGGCAUCCAUCGACUGGUGAGCGCUGCGCAGGGUUGUUAGGGGAGUCUCACAGGGACGGAGUCAAAUAAAGGUUUUCAUCAUCGAAGCUCUUUAAGAUUCUGUGUGUGGUCAACGUGUGGGGAGCUCUCCAAAAGAAAAUCUGCAGAGGAAAAGAAAUGAGAUGACAGAAUUAUUUACAGAGUCUAAAGAGCAUCACACAUUUACCAAUGGCUCUGCUGAUGCACCCUGUCAAGGACAUGUAAUGCAAUUUAAUGGAAUUCUUUUUAUUAAAGACUUUUCUCUGCUGUGAUACAGUAAAACACCUAAUAUUGGUCAUAUUUUAAGUCUAGCACUGCCUUUUAUGCAUCUGAUAAAAACAGUAAUGUACUGUAUUCUGUAUAAACUGCUUACAAACAAUAUCAUCAACCCCAAGUCUCCUGUUAGAUGUCUCUUUUUAUGGUGAAGGUUUGUCUCUGGAACAAGUUGUGGGUCUGAUUUUUCUGCACAACUAUCCAUAUUGUAUGUGUGGUGAUGCACAGUGAUUAUGCACAGGACCAUCUGUCUUUAGAAGAGCAGAGCACUCUACCAUAGCACUGUCUGACUAACAAUGGGAAGUUUUCAAAAAAGAAUCGAUGCAGUAAAACCAUUAAAACAUUGUCUCUUUUUU